Molecule: messenger RNA, 1641 nt
Organism: Oryza sativa Japonica Group (Japanese rice)
Lineage: Eukaryota; Viridiplantae; Streptophyta; Magnoliopsida; Poales; Poaceae
Product: protein CUP-SHAPED COTYLEDON 3
Biological process (GO): regulation of DNA-templated transcription
Molecular function (GO): DNA binding
Source: RefSeq, a predicted model, not a curated record
GAGGCCUUUUCUACGGUUUCAGUGCUCCGCUAUAUAGACCGCCAUUGGCUUCUUCCUCAACACCACACCACACCAUAGCCAAGAACACAUCACUUCCAUUAGCUCAGCUUCUCACCAGCUAGGUUUAAUCGCUUCAUCGAUCUUAGCUUGCAUCUUGCAGUGCAGAGAUCGAGUGAGCUAGGGUUCUUGAUCAGUGAUUGUGUGACAGUGUGAGAGGGACAUCAGAUUCAGAGAUGCAUCAUCACUCGGCCACCAUGGGGGACGCGCUGUGGGAGAUGCUGGGGGAGGAGAUGGCGGCGGCGGCGGCGGCGGCCGGCGAGCACGGGCUGCCGCCGGGGUUCAGGUUCCACCCCACCGACGAGGAGCUCGUCACCUUCUACCUCGCCGCCAAGGUGUUCAACGGCGCGUGCUGCGGCGGCGUGGACAUCGCGGAGGUGGACCUGAACCGGUGCGAGCCGUGGGAGCUGCCGGAGGCGGCGAGGAUGGGGGAGAAGGAGUGGUACUUCUUCAGCCUCCGCGACCGCAAGUACCCGACGGGGCUGCGCACCAACCGCGCCACCGGCGCCGGCUACUGGAAGGCCACCGGCAAGGACAGGGAGGUGGUCGCCGCCGCCGCCGCCGGCGGCGCGCUCAUCGGCAUGAAGAAGACGCUCGUCUUCUACAAGGGCCGCGCCCCGCGCGGCGAGAAGACCAAGUGGGUCCUCCACGAGUACCGCCUCGACGGCGACUUCGCCGCCGCUCGCCGCUCCACCAAGGAGGAAUGGGUGAUCUGCAGGAUCUUUCACAAGGUAGGAGAUCAGUACAGCAAGCUGAUGAUGAUGAAGAGCCCAGCCAGCUACUACCUCCCAGUGAGCCACCACCACCCCAGCAGCAUCUUCCAUGACCUUCCUCCGGUCCCAUUCCCAAACCCUAGCCUCGUCCCCUUCCACCAUGAUCUCCCCACAAGCUUCCAUCCUCCAUUGCUGCAGCACAGCCAUGCGAACAGCAAGAACAGCAGCAGCAACAAUGGCGGCUUCGUCUUCCCCAAUGAGCCAAACACCACAAACAGCAGCGAUAACCACAUUUCUUGCAAUGGCGCCAUGGCUGCUGCUGCUGCUGCUGCUUUUCCUUCCUUCAGCUGUGCUAGUACUGUCACUGGCAAGGGGGGCCCACCGGCGCAGCUCGGAGUCAACGCCGGUCAACAGGAGCCACCGCCACCUACCUGGAUGGACGCUUACCUGCAGCACAGUGGAUUCAUUUAUGAGAUGGGCCCACCUGCAGUGCCCAGGGGCGCAUGAUCUGGGCCGUUGGUUUCUUUAGGGCUACGAUCUGGAUAUCCUUUAGUUUGCAAGUGUGGUAUUUAGACAAGCACUUGUUUAGCUGCUUUGAAAUUACUAGUGGUUGUUAAUUAAUUAGUCAUCAUUUGGUUAUUUUCAUGCACUCAGGUGUGUACCUAGCUUGCAUGCAUGAGCUGCAAGCAUUGGUGCACUGGGUUGAGUAUUACUACUAGUAACUACUUGCUUAAUUACUACUAGUAUUACUUUGUCUGUGAAUCCAUGCGUGCAUGUAUUCACAUGCAAUGUAAUGGCUACAUAUAUAAUCAGCUAGUCUGUUUUGUUAGAUGUUAUGAUAAGUGAACAAUGGAUUAUAUUCAGUUCUAAA